CAAGUUUCCCCGACGAAGAUUCCCCAUUCUCCCAUCCAAGUCACAAAAGCCCAUCGUCACAAUGGCCUCCCGCGUCGUCGCCCGCCGUUUCUUCACCACCGCCUCCCGCCGGUUCCAGGAGGCUCACCAGAAGGCUGAGCUCAAGAAGGAGACCCGUCAAAACCCCGAGCUUCUGAUCCUCGGCGGUGUCAUGGUCGCUGCCCUCGGCGGCGCUGGCUUCUACUUUGGCCGAUCUCCCACUGGCGCCACCUCCGAGUCUCCCGUCAACAUCGCCAAGGACGGCCACCCCUGGGAGAGCGGCUCCUCUGGCAAGUACAAGUACCACCCCGGUGGUGACCCCAGCCAGGAGCCCAAGGACGCCCCCAGCGCCCUCAACGUCGUCGUCGUCCCCAACGUCACCCUCCCCGCCGAGCUUCACGACAAGUACAACAAGUGGGGCAAGGACGGCUACCCUUAAAGCGAUCGAUCAAUAGCCGGGAAAGGGAUUUUUGGAAGCUGUCACGCGCGAGCAUGUAUCUGUAGGGAAGUCGGAGGGGAGAGCGAGUUGGUUCAAUCCUCUAGCCCUGUGUAGAAGAAAGACGAAGGACGCGAUGGGCUCGAGUUUUGCAACCACCCAUAGUUCACACACGAUGCGCCACAAUAUUUUCUAGCUUUGUGUCUGUAACUACGGCUUGUUUCGUUGUCAA
Messenger RNA from Fusarium vanettenii 77-13-4, 686 nucleotides. RefSeq lists its product as uncharacterized. NCBI's taxonomy places the organism in Eukaryota, Fungi, Ascomycota, Sordariomycetes, Hypocreales, Nectriaceae. The transcript has 3 exons. The coding region runs from base 62 to 457 and encodes 131 amino acids. The record is from RefSeq and is a predicted model, not a curated record.